Messenger RNA from Oreochromis niloticus (Nile tilapia), 15706 nucleotides. It is a transcript of the gene herc1, whose product is annotated as HECT and RLD domain containing E3 ubiquitin protein ligase family member 1. Gene Ontology annotation, molecular function: protein binding; ubiquitin-protein transferase activity. The record is from RefSeq and is a predicted model, not a curated record. NCBI's taxonomy places the organism in Eukaryota, Metazoa, Chordata, Actinopteri, Cichliformes, Cichlidae. The coding region runs from base 265 to 15252 and encodes 4995 amino acids. The transcript is spliced from 80 exons.
CAGCGUCAUAGCCCGGGGCUGGGGCUCUGUACGGGGUUGACAGUGAACACACUGCCGCUUGCAGGAUUCACUCGCUGCAGGACGAAGCGGGCGGAAGCAUGGAAAUCGUUCCAUGCCACUGUCUCCUUUCACGUUAACGUUACCGCUACGGCAUUGACCAUACUGCCUUUGUUUGAAAUGAAGCUCAGCUGGAUUGUUGUGUAACCGCACAGAGAAAAGGAGGCCUUUCGCUAUACUGGACUGAUGGCUCCAGAGUAACAUGCCAUGGCUUUAAUGAUCCCCCCUGUGAAACUGAAAUGGCUGGAGCACCUGAACAGCUCAUGGAUUACCGAGGACAGCGAGUCCAUAGCCACACGGGAGGGAGUUUCUGUGCUCUACUCAAAGCUGCUGGCCAACAAAGAGGUUGUACUGCUGCCCCAGCAGGUGCUGUGUCUGAAGGGCCCCCAGCUCCCAGACUUUGAGCGUGAGUCCCUCUCUAGUGAUGAGCAGGAGCACUACCUGGAUGCUCUGCUCAGCAGCCAAUUGGCAUUGGCCAAGAUGGUGUGCUCCGAUUCCCCGUUUGCUGCCGCUCUGCGGAAACGUGUGCUGGUGCUUCAACGCGUCUUCUACGCACUUUCCAACAAGUAUCAUGACAAGGGCAAGGUUAAGCAGCACCAGCACUCAUUGGAGAACAACUCGGGUUCGGCUGAUCUGCACUCUGUCAGUGAGCGGCCACGGUCCAGCACUGACGCCCUCAUCGAGAUGGGUGUUCGCACUGGCCUGAGCCUUCUCUUUGCUCUGCUGCGCCAGAGCUGGAUGAUGCCUACUGCACCAAACCCAGGUGGAAGUCCUGGGAGCAACAUAAACUUGUGUAAUGAUGUCAUUCACACAGCCAUUGAUGUUGUUAGCUCCCUGCCUGCACUCUCUCUUGCCAAUGAGAGCAAGAUCCCACCAAUGGGACUGGACUGCCUGUCCCAGGUUACCACCUUUCUGAAGGGAGUGACAAUGCCAAAUUCUGGGGCAGAUAUUUUAGGGCGGCGGCUGGCCUCAGAACUACUACUGGGGCUGGCUUCACAGAGGGGUUCUCUGCGCUACUUGCUGGAGUGGAUUGAGAUGGCUUUGGCUGCAUCAGCUGUGGUCAGUACGAUGGAGCAGAAUAAGUUGCUACAGAACCAAGAAGGCCUCAUUAGCUAUGAUUGUUUCAUGAACAUCCUCAUGCAGAUGAGGCGCUCUUUGGGCUCCUCAGCAGAUCGUAGCCAGUGGCGAGAACCCACACGGACCUCUGAUGGCUUGUGUUCAUUAUACGAGGCGGCACUCUGUCUUUUUGAAGAAGUAUGUCGAAUGGCAUCGGACUACUCUCGGACUUGUGUUAGCCCAGACAGCAUACAGACUGGCGAGACACCUGUGGUGUCUGAAACCUGUGAAGUGUAUGUGUGGGGUAGCAACAGCAGCCACCAGCUAGUGGAGGGAACACAAGAGAAGAUACUGCAGCCCAAGCUGGCUUCGAGUUUCGCAGAUGCACAAACUAUUGAGGCAGGCCAGUACUGCACCUUUGUGAUUUCCUCGGAUGGGUCUGUGCGGGCCUGCGGGAAAGGCAGUUAUGGCCGCCUAGGCCUCGGAGACUCCAACAACCAGUCGACCCUCAAAAAGUUGACCUUUGAACCCCACCGUGCCAUCAAAAAGGUGUCGUCAUCCAAGGGAUCAGACGGCCACACGCUGGCCUUCACCACAGAGGGUGAGGUGUUCAGCUGGGGAGACGGUGAUUAUGGCAAACUGGGCCAUGGGAACAGCUCAACACAGAAAUACCCAAAACUUAUCCAGGGGCCGCUGCAGGGGAAGGUGGUGGUGUGUGUGUCUGCUGGCUACAGACACAGUGCUGCAGUCAGUGAAGAUGGAGAGCUGUACACAUGGGGAGAAGGAGACUUUGGAAGAUUAGGUCACGGUGACAGCAACAGCCGCAACAUUCCUACCCUGGUCAAAGACAUCAGCAAUGUUGGAGAGGUGUCAUGUGGAAGCUCCCACACUAUUGCUCUGUCAAAGGAUGGACGCACUGUCUGGUCAUUUGGGGGAGGGGACAAUGGGAAACUGGGUCAUGGCGAUACUAAUCGAGUCUACAAACCAAAAGUAGUGGAGGCCCUGCAGGGCAUGUUCAUCAGAAAAGUGUGUGCAGGAAGCCAGUCAUCUCUUGCAUUAACUUCUACAGGCCAGGUGUACGCUUGGGGCUGUGGUGCUUGUCUAGGCUGUGGUUCCUCUGAGGCCACCGCACUCAGACCUAAACUUAUUGAGGAGCUGGCUACCACCAGAGUAGUGGACAUAUCCAUAGGGGACAGCCACUGCCUGGCCCUGUCACAUGACAAUGAAGUAUAUGCAUGGGGCAACAACUCUAUGGGCCAGUGUGGGCAGGGGAACUCCACAGGGCCAAUCACCAAACCCAAGAAGGUCAUCGGCCUGGAUGGAGUCGCCAUUCAGCAGAUCUCAGCAGGAACCUCUCACAGCCUGGCCUGGACUGCCCUGCCUAGAGACAGGCAAGUGGUGGCUUGGCAUCGGCCCUACUGCGUUGACCUAGAAGAAAGCACAUUCUCUCAUUUGCGCUCCUUCCUUGAGCGAUACUGUGACGGCAUCAACAGCGAGGUCCCUCCUCUCCCUUUCCCCUCAUCCAGGGAGCAUCACAACUUCCUCAAGCUGUGCCUUCGGCUUCUGUCCAAUCAUCUGGCGCUGGCCCUGGCGGGGGGCGUAGCAACAAGUAUUUUGGGCCGGCAGGCCAGGCCACUGAGGAACCUCCUUUUCAGACUGAUGGACUCCUCUGUGCCAGACGAGAUUCAGGAGGCAGUGAUUGAGACUCUGUCUGUGGGGGCAACCAUGUUGCUCCCACCACUGAGGGAGAGGAUGGAGCUUCUUCACUCUCUGCUACCUCAGGGUCCGGACAGAUGGGAGAGUCUCUCCAAAGGACAGAGGAUGCAGCUCGACAUAAUCCUGACCAGCCUCCAGGACCACACCCACGUGGCCUCACUCCUGGGUUACAGCUCUCCUGCUGAUGGCCCAGAGGUACUUUCAUCUGGCCCUGCCUUUACAGCUCUCCCAGAGCCUGCCUAUGGCACCACCACAGGCCACCCUGACACUCACCUGGCCGAGAUUCUCAUGAAGACGCUGCUCAGGAACCUUGGCUUUUAUACUGAUCAGGCUUUCGGUGAGCUGGAGAAGAACAGUGAUAAGCUGCAGCAGGGCACAUCCUCCUCUGACAGCAGCCAGCCGGCUCACCUCCACCAACUUCUCUGCUCUCUGCAGAAGCAACUUCUAGCAUAUUGCCACAUCAACUCUGUUACUGAGAACUCCAGCAGUGUGUCAUUGCUCCACAAACAUCUGCAGCUGCUCUUGCCACAUGCCACAGAUAUCUACUCCCGCUCUGCAGCGCUGAUAAAGGAGAGCUCCUGGAAUGGCAGCAUACGGGAGAAGCUACAAGAUGUGAUCUACGUGUCAGCAGCAGGCAGCAUGCUGUGUCAGAUAAUCAACGCCUUACUGCUGCUUCCGGUGUCGGUGGCAAGGCCGCUGUUGAGCCAACUGCUGGAACUGCUGCCUCCUCUGGAUUGUUUGAACAGACUGUUGCCUGCUGCCUCUCCUCUGGAGGACCAAGAGUUGCAGUGGCCUCUUCAGGGUACCUCAGACUUUGCUGAGCCAGCCUCAGGAAUGACCCUGCCGCAGCCCGCACUUUCUUGGGUGUGGCUUGUGGACCUGGAGAGGACAGUCGCCCUGCUAGUUGGGCGCUGCCUUGGUGGGAUGCUGCAGGGAGCUCCCACCUCACUGGAGGAACAAGAUACUGUUUACUGGCUCAAAACACCGCUAUUUAGCAAUGGCUUGGAGAUGGACAUCCCCCAGCUAGACACCUGCAUCAGCUCAUUAUUGGAGGCUGCACUGUCUGGUAAUGAGGAGCAGAAACCCUUCGACUGCACACUGCAUCCUGACUUGAGUGUCUUGGUGGAUUUGGCUCUGGGUUCCUCUAAAGAACCUGCCAACAGCCUUUGGAUCAACAUGCACGAGUACGCAAUUGGCAAAGACUGGGACAAUGCAUCUCUCAGUAAUGAGACCCUGUUAGACACUGUGUCCAGGUUUGUGUUGGCAGCCUUACUGAAGCACACAGGGCUGCUGGGCCAAGCCUGUGGAGAGGGCAGGUAUCAACCAUCUAAGUCUCUGGCAGAAGUCUAUCGCAGUGUUUUUAAGGUACGAAACCGCUUACUAGCCUGUAAGAACAUGGACUUCAUCCAGACACGAUCUUCUUCUCGUGAGAGGAGGAUUUCCGACAAUCAGGACUCUCUGGACAUGGACCCCCAGGAGCACUCUUUCACACGCACCAUUGACGAGGAGGCAGAACUUGAAGAGAGGGUUGACCGUGAGAGAGAAGAAGGCCAUCAAGAGCAAGACGAUGAAGAGGAUGACAGGGAGCAUGAAGUAAUGACAGCUGGAAAAAUCUUUCAAUGUUUUCUCUCAGCGCGGGAGGUGGCUCGCAGUCGGGAGAGAGAGCGGGCCAGCAGCAGCACAGGACUGGGUUCUAGCUCCAGGAAUGGAGGAGGAGGAGGUGGAGAGGAAGACACCAUUCUGGCUCAAGAGGGCAGAAGGGGCAGUACGGGUCUUCCAGAAGGCCAAGACCUUUACACAGCAGCCUGUAACUCUGUGAUCCACCGCUGUGCUCUGCUGAUACUGGGAGUCAGCCCUGUACUGGGCGAGCUGACCAAGCAGAACCAGGAAGAAGCUCAGACUCAGUUAGCUACAGGGACACAGGAGUGCCUCAGCUUCAUGACCAGAAGUGAGAGUCUGAGCGCAGAGAGCCGUUUAGUGCAGAGCAGCCCAAGUUACAGACUGAUGAAGUCCAGGAGUGAGUCUGACCUGUCCCAGCCAGAGUCAGAUGAAGAAGGUUACACUUUGAAUGGAAGGAGAAAUGUUGACCUAGACUUGGCAUUCUCCCACAAAAAAAGAGUUUAUUUGCUUCUUUUGGGGCAGUUGAGCCCCAAACACAAGAGGAACUUCAAGCAAGUAAACGAUGGCCUCCUUCACAGCUCACCAGACUCCCUGGCUGAGUCCUGGUUUCGGGCCAAGCUGAGCCGUCAGCAGAGUUACAGUUCAACGUACGAAGAGUCAGACCUGGACUUGAGCCGAUCGCUGGGCAUCCACGCUCUCAUCGACAACAUGGUCAGCUUCAUCAGUGGUGACGUGGGCUUGGCUCCAGCUUUUAAGGAGCCAGAAGAAAGUAUGUCCACCAGCCCACAGGCCAUUAUCCUGGCUAUGGAACAGCAGCAGAGCAGAGCAGAGCUGCGUUUGGAAGCACUCCACCAGAUUGUGGUGUUGAUCUCAGGCAUGGAGGAGAAGGGCAGCCAACUGAACAAUGCAGAUCGAUCCAGUGCAGUCUUCCAGUCAUCUUCACUGCUCACCUCUGUCAGGUUGCAGUUCCUGGCUGGCUGUUUUGGCCUUGGCACUGUGGGAACUGGAGUGCUGAAGAGAGAGAACGUGCAGCUGCAUCAUUACCAGGAUGGUGUAAAAGCAGCUAAGAGGAGCCUCCAAAUGGAAAUCCAGACGGCUGUCCAUAAGAUUUACCAGCAACUGUCUGUCACACUGGAAAGAGCACUUCAGGCAAACAAGCACCACAUAGAAGCUCAGCAGCGCCUCCUGCUGGUGACUGUGUUUGCAUUGAGCGUUCGCUACCAGCCAGUGGACGUGUCUCUGGCCAUCUCCAGUGGGCUGCUGAAUGUGCUGUCCCAGCUCUGCGGGACAGAGACCAUGCUGGGGCAGCCUCUCCAGCUCCUGCAAAAACCUGGCGUGUCUCAGCUCAGCACUGCCCUGAAGGUGGCCUCCACACGGCUGCUGCAAAUACUCGCCAUCAGCACGGGAACAUAUGCAGACAAAUUGAGUCCCAAGGUUGUCCAGUCACUGCUGGACCUGCUUUGCAGUCAGCUGAAAAACCUGUUAUCUCAGGCAGGAGUGAGUCUUCUUCAUGCUGGAAAAGAGCAGGAAGAUGGCAAACAUGAGGACAGCGCCGACUCUGAAAGGAAAGACUUCAGAGCUUUGCUGCGCAAACAGCAUACAGCUGAACUGCACCUUGGUGACUUCUUGGUCUUCCUAAGGAGGGUGGUGUCCUCCAAGGCCAUCCAGUCCAAGAUGGCGUCCCCCAAAUGGACUGAGGUGCUGCUGAAUAUUGCAGCGCAGAAGUGCUGCUCAGGCGUUCCUCUGGUGGGAAACUUGAGAACUCGGCUCCUGGCUCUUCAUGUUUUGGAGGCUGUCCUGCCUGCCUGUGAGGCUAGCAUGGAAGACGACCAAAUGACACAGGUCAUUGAACGGCUCUUCUCCCUGCUGUCUGACUGCAUGUGGGAAGGUCCCAUUGCUCAAACCAAACACUCGAUCCAGAUUAAAGAAAAAGUUCAGGAGCUUAAACUACAGGGAGAUACAGAGGAGGAAGAUGAGAACCUUCCCAUUCAGGAAAUUUCCUUUGACCCAGAAAAGGCUCAGUGUUGUGUAGUGGAAAACGGUCAGGGGCUGACACACGGCAGCGGGGGUAAAGGCUACGGCCUGGCCUCGACUGGCAUCUCCUCUGGAUGCUACCAGUGGAAGUUCUACAUUGUGAAGGAGAAUCGAGGCAAUGAGGGGACAUGCGUGGGUGUGUCACGAUGGCCCGUGCACGACUUCAACCAUCGCACCACAUCGGAUAUGUGGCUGUACCGAGCAUAUAGUGGAAACCUCUAUCAUAACGGGGAGCAAACGCUGACACUUAGCAGCUUUACUCAGGGAGAUUUCAUCACCUGCGUUCUGGAUAUGGAAGCAAGAACCGUCUCCUUUGGCAAGAACGGAGAGGAGCCCAAGUUGGCCUUUGAGGACGUGGAUGCCACGGAGCUCUAUCCCUGUGUGAUGUUCUACAGCAGUAAUCCAGGAGAGAAGGUUAAGAUAUGUGACAUGCAGAUGAGGGGAACACCGCGAGACCUCUUACCUGGGGAUCCUGUCUGCAGCCCUGUGGCCACAGUGCUAGCUGAAGCCACCAUACAGCUGAUCCGCAUCCUACAUCGCACCGACCACUGGACUCAUCGCAUAAACAAGACUAUGAUUGAACGACUUCACAAAAUCAAGCCGUGCUUUAGAGAGUCAGCUGGUGCUUCUGGCGGCGGCCUAGGACAGAGGCUGAAAAAGAGCCGCUCGGUGCAGAGCCGCGAGGAGCACGACACUCAGAGAGAAAGCCAGGAAACGCCCACACGGACAGACGAGGAGAAAGGUCGCCACGGACGGCAGCACGGCUUGGGGGAACUGUCGGAGCACCACUUGAGAACCCUCUGCACAGAGGUGUGGCCUGUCCUGGCAGUGAUUGGGGGGGCGGACGCAGGACUUCGGGUCGGAGGCAGAUGUGUGCACAAACAGACUGGGAGGCAUGCUACUCUGCUGGGUGUGACAAAGGAAGGCAGUACCUCAGCUAAGGUGCAGUGGGAUGAAGCCGAGGUCACUAUCAGCUUCCCAACUUUCUGGUCGCCUAGUGACACUCCAUUGUACAACCUGGACCCGUGCGAGCCUUUGCCCUUUGAUGUGGCCCGUUUCCGUGGCCUCACUGCCUCCUUGUUGUUGGACCUCACCUACCUUACCAGCAUUCACGAGGAUACUACUACAAAGCUCAGCGCCCGACGCCACGAGAAGAAGCACCGCAACACACCCUCUACUGGGCAUGAGCCGACUGGCGGCGAGGAGAAGACAGACGGCGAAGGGCACAACCGUAACGACUCAAAAGAUAACGCUGGAGCCCCUUCAGCUGCCACAACCUCUGACCUACGUGUGUCCCACAGCCUCGAUGAGGUGAAAGCACACGUGGCGCCCAACUCAAAGUCAGAGAGUGAGAUCUCCUCUGUGGCUGGAGGCGGGGUAGGUGGGAAUGAGAGCCUUUUCACUUCAUCUGCUCAUGCUCCUGCUGAUGGGAACAGGAAGAAAGGCCAUGAUCAUGGCUGCCGCAGUCACGAGCCCUCUCCUUCCGCCAUCACCACUCAGUCAGAGAUCCAUGCUGUGCAGCUGUCCUACCUCUACCUGGGAGCUAUGAAGACCCUCAGUGCGCUGCUGAGCUGCAGCAAGUAUGCUGAGCUGCUCCUCAUACCAAAGGUGUUACCAGAAGCAACCCCCAGUGGGCACAACGCUGAUCUGAACACCUGCACCAGUGGAAACACAGCUGCCACCUCACCAGUAUACCAGGAUGAGGUGGAGAUGCGGGCAGCUCUGCAGUUCCUCAUGCGUCAUAUGGUGAAGCGGGCAGUAAUGCGCUCCCCCAUCAAGCGAGCCCUGGGACUGGCAGACCUGGAGAGGGCGCAGGCUAUGAUCUACAAGCUAGUUGUAAAUGGGUUGUUGGAGGAGCCUAGUGGUGGGAAGGCGAAGCCUGGUGUGAGAAGUGAACCAGAAGGUGAGGGGGAAGUUACAGAGGGUGAACAGUUGGCACAAACCCCCGUCACCACCAGUCCCUCAGCUUCCAGCACCACCUCCUUUAUGAGCUCCUCACUGGAGGACACUACCACAGCUACCACACCUGUGACUGAUACAGAGACCGUCCCUGCCUCGGAGUCUCCAGGGGUCAUGCCUCUCAGCCUCCUGAGGCAAAUGUUCUCCAGUUACCCCACCACCACUCUUGUUCCAACACGUCGAGCCCAGACUCCUCCAGUGUCAUCCCUACCGACCUCCCCGUCAGAUGAGGUUGGCCGCAGGCAGAGCCUCACCUCUCCGGACUCCCAGCCCUCCAGACCACAAAACAGAACAGGUACCUCCCUGUCAGACCCCAGCAGCAGACUGUCCACGUCUCCCCCUCCACCUGCGAUUGCUGUGCCUCUGUUGGAGAUGGGCUUCUCCCUGCGCCAGAUCACUAAAGCUCUGGAAGCCACUGGUGCUCGAGGAGAGGUAGAUGCUCAGAACAUCACCGUGCUAGCCAUGUGGAUGAUCGAGCAUCCAGGAACGGAGGACGAGCACGAUGAGCCUCACGCCAGAGGCGGCGGGGUCAAUGGUGAAGCCUCCGACUCGUCCUGUCCUGGUGCCACAGCAAUCACUGGAGCCAAAUCUCUGGAUAAAAAUUCCUAUCUGUGCUCUCCCGGGGUCAUAGCCAGCGCAGACACUUCCGAAGUGGAGGAAGGUUUCAGCGAAAGUCCUGAAGGUCUGGAGCAGGACAGUGCAUCUGCAUCCAGCAGUGCCCCACUCAGAGGCCGCUCUGCUGCUGGCAGGAAACACCGCUUUGACCUGGCUGCACGCACACUGUUGGCUCGUGCUGCUGGACUGUACCGCUCAGUGCAGGCCCACCACAGCCAGUCACGUCGGGAGGUCUCGUCCUUACAGCAGCAACAAGACCCAGGUGCACUUUAUGACUUCAACCUGGAUGAAGAGCUGGAGAUGGACCUUGAUGAGGAGACCAUGGAGGCCAUGUUUGGCCAAGACCUCGCUAGUGACACUGACAUUCUGGGAAUGUGGAUCCCGGAGGUACUGGAUUGGCCAACAUGGCACGUGUGUGAGACAGACGAUCGAGAUGAAGUGGUAGUGUGCGAGCUGUGUGAGGCCAACGUGGCCAAUUUCAAUCAGCACAUGAAGAAGAGCCACCCGGGCUGUGGGCGCAGCGCCAACCGGCAAGGCUACCGCAGCAACGGCUCCUACGUGGAUGGCUGGUUCGGUGGGGAGUGUGGGAGUGGAAACCCCUACUAUCUGCUGUGUGGCGGCUGCAGAGAGAAGUACUUGGCAAUCAAAAGCAAAGCCAAAGUCCCCAUUGUGGAAAGAUACAAGGGACAGGCUCCUGACCUUCUGGGAAAGCAAGACAGUGUUUAUGAAGAGGAUUGGGACAUGCUUGACGUCGAUGAAGAUGAGAAGUUGACAGGGGAGGAGGAGUUUGAGCUUUUGGCUGGCCCUUUGGGUCUGAGCGAGCGCAGGAUUGUCCCCGAGGCUGUCCAGUUUCCAGAUAGUGACCCGUUGGGAGCCUCUAUUGCCAUGGUGACGGCAACCAACAGCAUGGAGGAGACUUUACUACAGAUAGGCUGUCAGACCUCAGUGGACAAGAGUUCUUCUGGUAGGGUGACCCUCGGUGAGCAGGCAGCAGCCCUACAGAACCCCCAUGAUCGAGUGAUGGCACUGAGGAGGGUGACAGCUGCAGCUCAGGUGCUGCUGGCCAGGACAAUGGUGAUGAGAGCCUUGUCCCUGCUGUCCGUCAGCGGAUCAAGCUGCAGCCUCGCAGCAGGUCUAGAGUCCCUUGGUUUGACUGACAUUAGGACUCUGGUCAGGCUGAUGUGCCUCGCGGCAGCGGGCCGAGCUGGUCUUUCCACCAGUCCGUCUGCAGGCCCAGGCCAUGCUGAAAGGCCCCGUGGGGCCACCAAGACAAGCAAACCCAUCUCCUGCCUGGCUUACCUCAGCACAGCAGUGGGCUGUCUUGCCUCCAACAGUCCCAAUGCUGCCAAGCUGCUAGUUCAGUUGUGCACUCAGAACCUGAUCUCUGCGGCUACAGGCAUGAAUCUGACGACCGUGGACGACCCCAUCCAGAGAAAGUUCUUGCCCAGCUUUCUGCGUGGCGUGGCUGAGGAAAACAAGCUGGUUACGUCGCCUAACUUUGUGGUGACUCAGGCCCUUGUGGCCCUCCUGGCAGAUAAAGGGGCCAGACUGAGACCUGCUUAUGACAAGGCUGAUAUGGAGAAAAGAGGUCUAAUUGCGCAUUUGUAUGCCCAUCCUUCCCAUAAUCCUUCCGCUGUAGGCCCUCUGGAGCUGGCCAACGCUCUGGCAGCUUGUUGCCUGUCCUCACGACUUUCCUCGCAGCAUCGCCAGUGGGGUGCUCAGCAAUUAGUUCGUACUCUGGCUGCCCACGACCGCGACAACAACCAGAACCGUCCGCAGACUUUUGCUGACAUGGCAGGGGACCUGCGAAAGUGCUCCUUUAUCAAACUAGAGGCUCACCAGAGCAGGGUCAUCACCUGUGGUUGGUGCAGUAAGAAAGGCCUUUUGGCUACCAGUGGCAAUGACGGGACGGUGAGAGUAUGGAAUGUAACCAAGAGCCAGUACACCCUCCAGCAGACCUGUGUCUUCAAUAAGGAUGACGACUCUUUGGAGGAGGGAAUGUCUGGUUUGGGGUCUCCCAGCGAUCCUUGCCUGUCACCUCUUGCAUGGAGUGUCACUGGAAAGUAUCUCGCCUCUGCCAUGGAGAAAAUGGUCAACAUCUGGCAAGUUAAUGGUGGUAAAGGGCUUUUGGAUGUGCAGCCUCACUGGGUGUCUGCACUAACUUGGCCUGAAGAGGAAGCAGAGUCCUUGUGGUGUGGGGAGCCCAAAGACAUGCUGCUGGUGGGUCGAAUGGAUGGAUCACUGGGCCUCAUCGAGGUGCUGGACUCUUCUGGUAUGCACCGCACAGAGCUGGAACAUUGCUACAGGAAAGACGUGGCAAUAAUGCACAUUGCCUGGUACAGUGAAGACAAGCCUUUUGCCGUUGGCUACGCAGAUGGAAAGCUGCUGAUUGGAUCCAAAGAACCUUUGGAUAAAGGAGCCAUUGUUGUCAUUGAUGCACACAAGGAGUCGAUCAGCAGCAUGAAGUGGAGUCCAACGGGUCAGAUCCUGCUGACGUGUGCUAAAGAGGAGACUGUGAAACUGUGGGCCAAUCCAGACUCCUGCUCUGACACGGGCUCUGGCUGGCACUGCCUACAGAGCCUUAGACACCCCUCCUUGGUUAAUGGUGUGGCCUGGUGCAGCUUGCCUGGAUGCAGUCCGAAGCCCCUCAGCAUGUUUGCCGUAUGCUGCCAGAAUGGUCUAGUCUCUGUCUGGACUGUUCCUCAAGACAUUUCAAACUUCACAGACUCCUGUUCCUCUGACUCAGAAGGAUGGUGGGAGAAUGAAGCCAAACCUAAGUUAAUGCAGUCCUCCCGAUGGUCAGAAGAUGGAGCAGUUUGUGUGUUCCAGCUAAAGGGCCACAUCACUCCAGUAAGAACACUGGCUUUCAGUCCUGAUGGUCUGGCCCUGGCAUCUGGAGGAGUGGGAGGCCUCAUGAACAUCUGGUCCCUGCGGGAUGGCUCAGUACUCCAGACUGUAGUAGCUGGGUCAGGGGCUGUCCAGAACAUUGUCUGGGUCUCAGAUGUGGGCGUGGCUGUCUGCUCCAACAGGUCGAAGGAUGUGUUGGUUGUGAACUGCUCCAAAGAGUUCAUGGCAUCUAACCAUGUGCUGGCCACCUGCCGCACGGCUUUGAAGAAGCAAGGUGUGGUCGGCCUCAACUUGGCACCCUGCAUGAGAGCUUUCCUGGAGAGACUGCCUGUCAUGUUGCAGGAGCAGUAUGCCUAUGAGAAGCCCCAUGUUGUAUGCGGGGAGCAGCUUGUCCACAGCCCGUACAUGCAGUGCCUUGCCUCUCUGGCUGUUGGUCUCCAUCUGGACCAGCUUCUGUGCCGUCCCCCUGUGCCGCCCCACCUUCGACACUGUCCACCUGAGUCUGGCAUCGCUGUGUGGAGCGCCAGUGAGUGGGCAUGGUUGGACUGUUUCUCCACCACAGUAAAGGCGGCAGAGGCUCUUGCUCGUGGUGCAGCCUUCCCCGAGUCCUUCUCCGUUCCUGACCUGGAACCUGUGCCUAAAGAUGAAAUGGCUCUGCUCCUGGACAACAGUAAAUGGUCAGCUAGUAUGGAUGAACAGAUCAUGUCAUGGGCCACCUCCAGGCCAGAGGACUGGCACCUCGGAGGGAAAUGUGACGUGUUUCUGUGGGGCGCAGGCCGACACGGUCAGCUAGCAGAGGCUGGAAGAAAUAUCCUGGUUCCAACCAUUGCCCCUUCCUUCUCUCAGGCACAGCAGGUGGUGUGUGGGCAGAAUUGCACCUUUGUGAUCCAGCCCAACGGCACCGUAUUGGCCUGUGGAGAGGGGAGCUAUGGCCGCCUGGGACAAGGCAACUCAGAUGACCUGCAUGUCCUUACUGUCAUCUCAGCUCUUCAAGGUUUUGUUGUGACCCAGUUGGUUACAUCUUGCGGUAGUGAUGGUCACUCCAUGGCUCUGACAGAGAGCGGCGAGGUGUUCAGCUGGGGAGACGGUGACUACGGCAAGCUUGGACAUGGAAACAGCGACCGCCAGCGACGACCCCGACAGAUUGAGGCACUGCAAGGAGAGGAGGUGGUCCAGAUGUCUUGUGGGUUCAAACAUUCGGCCGUAGUCACAGCUGAUGGGAAGCUUUUCACUUUUGGUAAUGGUGAUUAUGGAAGACUAGGGCUGGGAAACACUUCAAACAAGAAGCUGCCAGAGAAGGUCACUGCUCUGGAGGGCUACCAUGUAGGACAGGUUGCUUGUGGUUUGAACCACACUUUAGUUGUCUCUGCUGAUGGAAUGAUGGUUUGGGCCUUUGGCGAUGGAGACUAUGGGAAACUGGGACUUGGGAAUUCCACAGCCAAGUCCUCACCUCAGAAAGUGGACGUGCUGUGUGGGAUUGGUAUUAAAAAAGUAGCCUGUGGAACUCAGUUUUCCGUGGCUUUAACCAAAGAUGGCAAGGUUUUCACGUUUGGCCAAGACCGCCUAAUUGGCUUGCCAGAGGGUCGAGCCAGGAACCACAACCGGCCCCAACAGGUACCAGGUCUCUCAGGGAUCCACAUCCAGGAUGUCGCUGUAGGAGCUGAACACACUCUGGUACUCUCCUCCACAGGAGAUGUUUACACCUGGGGCAGCAACUCGGAGGGACAGCUGGGUCUGGGACACACCAACCAUGUUAGAGAACCUACACUGGUAACAACGCUGCAGGGCAAGAACAUCCAUCAGAUCUCUGCUGGACGCUGUCAUAGUGCAGCGUGGACGGCUCCCUCUGUGCCGCCUCGAGCACCAGGCUCAUCUGUACCUCUUCAGCUUGGCCUGCCAGCAGCAGUGCCUCCUCAGUACAGUGGACUUAAAGAAUUGAGCAUCGAGGCAGUGAGGGCCCGUUUGCGGCUCCUCUACCACUUCUCUGACCUCAUGUACUCGUCAUGGAGACUACUCAACCUCAGCCCUAACAACCAGAGCUGUACCUCCCAUUACAAUGCCGGUACCUGGGGAAUCGUCCAGGGCCAGUUAAGGCCCCUUUUGGCUCCCAGAGUGUAUACGCUGCCUAUGGUGCGAUCGAUAGGCAAGACCAUGGUGCAGGGCAAGAACUACGGUCCCCAGAUCACUGUCAAACGGAUCUCCACACGAGGUCGGAAGUGUAAACCAAUCUUUGUACAGAUUGCUCGGCAAGUUGUAAAGUUGAAUGCUUCAGAUCUCCGACUUCCCUCAAGAGCCUGGAAGGUCAAACUAGUUGGAGAAGGUGCUGACGAUGCAGGAGGGGUCUUUGAUGACACCAUCACAGAGAUGUGUCAGGAACUGGAGACAGGAGUUGUAGACCUGCUCAUCCCAUCUCCCAAUGCCACAGCAGAGGUUGGCUACAACAGAGACAGAUUCCUCCUCAACCCAUCAGCAUGCCUGGAUGAACACAUGCUCCAGUUUAAAUUCUUAGGUAUUCUUAUGGGGGUAGCCAUCCGCACCAAGAAGCCCCUGGAUCUGCACUUGGCUCCUUUGGUUUGGAAACAGUUGUGCUGCAUUCCCUUGUUGCUGGAGGACCUGGAGGAAGUGGACCUCCUCUAUGUGCAGACACUCAAAAGCAUUCUUCACAUUGAAGACAGCGGCAUCACGGAGGAUAAUUUCCAUGAGAUGAUUCCUCUGGAUUCCUUUGUCGGGCAGAGUGCAGAUGGUAAAAUGGUCCCCAUUAUCCCAGGAGGGAACAGCAUCCCUCUCACUUUCUCCAACAGGAAGGAAUAUGUGGAAAGAGCUAUUGAGUACAGACUGCAUGAAAUCGACCGUCAGGUGGCAGCAGUGCGUGAGGGCAUGUCGUGGAUCGUGCCGGUGCCGCUACUGUCCCUGCUCACUGCCAAGCAGCUGGAGCAGAUGGUUUGUGGCAUGCCGGAGAUCUGCUGCGAUGUGCUCAAGAAGGUGGUGCGCUACAGAGAGGUGGAUGAACAGCACUCCUUGGUGCAAUGGUUUUGGCAGACCCUGGAGGAGUUCUCCAACGAGGAGCGUGUCCUAUUCAUGCGCUUUGUCUCAGGUCGCUCCAGGCUCCCUGCUAACACAGCUGAUAUCUCCCAGAGGUUUCAGAUCAUGAAGGUGGACAGGCCCUAUGACAGCUUGCCCACCUCUCAGACGUGUUUCUUCCAGCUGCGCUUGCCUCCGUACUCAAGCCAGGCUGUCAUGGCUGAGAGGCUGCGCUACGCCAUCAAUAACUGCCGCUCCAUCGACAUGGACAACUACAUGCUCUCCCGGAACGUGGACAAUGCCGAGGGCUCUGACACUGACUACUGAUCCAAGCAGUUCCACACAUACACACAAAUAAACUCGGCAGAAAUGAGCAGGAACAGGCAGUAUUAUCCAAACUGCACCAUCAUAGGAAACUCUUAAGCAGAUGGGCCAUUUUUUAAUCUAUUUUAUGUCGAUUAAACAGCACAACUUUUCAUUUCUCUUUGUGGUUUAUUAGCAGUUUUUAUUGACACAAAUUCAUUACAAGAAAUGCAUUUAGUGUUUUAUUAUCUUUUUUUGUGCACAUCCCAUUUUCAGGGUUUUUGCAUGGAGAUAUGUUUAUUUGUUUGGAAAUGUGUAUAGAACAUUAUCAAGCAAGCUGUGGAGAAAGAAACACAUAUUGUACAUUGUGUAAAAUGCUACAUUAGGGAAAAUGUCAUAUUUAUUGUUUUCAUUGCCUAUGCCAAGUUUCCCAAACCAUAUAAAAGACCUGACAAUAAAUGCUGCAUAAUUGAUUGGA